Molecule: messenger RNA, 817 nt
Organism: Punctularia strigosozonata HHB-11173 SS5
Lineage: Eukaryota; Fungi; Basidiomycota; Agaricomycetes; Corticiales; Punctulariaceae
Exons: 4
Coding region: 13-348 (111 amino acids)
Source: RefSeq, a predicted model, not a curated record
GGAACGGAGUCAAUGCACAUAGCCGUCCGGAAGCGCCUAUGUUUGAUACACCGACUCAUAGCCUCGGACUAUGACUCGCCCCAAGUCCCGGAUAUGCUUGCCCACGUUGUUCCUUCGGCGCAGCAUGCGGGGUACGUGUUAUCGCGGAAACUCGGGUGCGCCGACGCGACGGGUAGCUGGAUUAUGCUACUUAAACCGCCGCCGUCAUGUCUCGUCGCCCACCGUCCACCAUCACCUUCACAGUUCACUCUGCCCAUGCCUCAUUUCGAGAGCAGUACUUAUCGCUCGCUGACAAUGCCCUACGGGUAUCCGCCUGAACUCGGAACCUUCUGUCCAGGACCAUCUUGACAACGCGGUGGUAGUUGACUCGAGUACGCGACACACACACCCGUAGCAAUGGGUAAACCAACUCGACCCUCGUCCGGGCACCCCACCGUCAGGCCUCGGCCUCGAUGACGGAAUGAGCGGAAUUAGCUCCACCGCCUCAAAUUGUGGUACGCUGAGCAGCGACAAACGCCCGUACCUUACCUCCUGGUAGCAGGAGAAGAAUCCACCAUCCCCACGCGGCCCUCCAAACGUGGCGGUAUCCCGUCGACCCAAAUUUUCACCACGCCGCUUGUGGCAUCGCUACUUGCGCAUCAGUAUAUUCUUUGGGAUACCCCAUCGUCACCACCACCCUGCAGGGACCCAUCUACAUCAUGCCGCUGGCACCGCCUUGACCUUCUUGUUGGGCCCAAGUGUCGUUAGAACAUAUACAACCCCAUCCCCACCCCUUCGGCUCGAAUUCGAAUUCGACGUACCUCCGAGUCGGAAUCAC